Molecule: messenger RNA, 2033 nt
Organism: Parasteatoda tepidariorum (common house spider)
Lineage: Eukaryota; Metazoa; Arthropoda; Arachnida; Araneae; Theridiidae
Product: xaa-Arg dipeptidase
Molecular function (GO): dipeptidase activity
Source: RefSeq, a predicted model, not a curated record
AUUAAUCAUGCGAUUGGAUCCCUUUGACGAUUCCUUGAAGAUAGGCGAUAAAAAACAUUUUGUGCAUACGUAGUAUUGCUUAUUAUAGAAAGAUAAACGCCGAAACAAAUCACGCACUGUAAAUUAUAUUCCAUUUUUCCUAGCUGAAUAUAAUAUGAAGAAAAACUACACUUGAACAGUUGGUGUUGAGUGUGAAUCAAAAUAUAGAAGGCUAUUCUGAAAAUUUCAAAAAUAAUUUUCAGAAGUUUCUCUAACUUAAUGGAUUGUAUACAAUCAAAAGCCAAACUCUCAAAGUUCCAGAAAAAUGGUGAAAAAGUCAAAAUUUGACAUUUCUAUUACGGCGUCCAAAAGUUAGACCACUCUCCUGCAUAUGUUAUUUGGACCAUAUUUUCCAGAUUGAGGAAACGCCCAUAUUUUGAGAUCCUCAAUCCAAAUCCAUCAAGGAAAAGAAAAGGGUAUUAGAAAUGACAGAUGCGGAUUACGAAGUAGUGUGCUCAAAAAUUGACGAAGAAAAAGGAUAUCUGAACUCAGUUAGUCAGGAUAUUUGGAAAUUACCAGAGCUAGCGUAUAAAGAAGUACAUGCACACGCUCUUUUAACUUGUGCUUUGAAACGCCAUGGAUUUAAAGUUCAAAAACAUUAUUAUAUGCAGACCGCCUUUAGGGCAGAGUUCUCCACAAACUCUGACACUGGAGUAACUGUAGCCUUUUUGUUGGAAUAUGACGCCUUACCAGAAAUAGGUCAUGCAUGUGGACAUAAUCUUAUUGCCGAAGCAGGCUUAGCAGCUGCCAUUGCCACCAAAGCUGCCAUGGAAAAGGACAAGACAAUAAUUGGAAAGGUGGUGGUCUUGGGAACACCAGCUGAAGAAGGUGGAGGUGGAAAAAUUAAAUUGUUGGAAUUCGGAGCUUUCGACGGUAUCGAUGUCGCUUUGAUGGUUCAUCCUGGGUUCCUUACCCGAUUAAGUCCUAUCUUUUUAAGCAGUGUUAAAGGAUCUGUUCAUUUCAAAGGUAAAGAGGCACACGCUGGUGCUGUACCGUGGCUAGGUGUUAACGCUUUAGACGCUGCUGUAUCCUGUUACCAAAAUCUUGCCUUGAUGAGACAGCAAAUAAAACCAACUUGCAGAAUCAACGUCAUAAUUACAAAGGGUGGAUCAGCAGCUAACGUCAUACCAGACGAAAGCAGCAUGGAAUUUUUUAUCCGGGCUUCAACAAUGGGUGAGUUAAAAUCAUUGGUAACCAAGGUGGAGAACUGUAUAAAAAGUGCUGCCUGUGCAACUGGCUGCGAAAUGGAAUUCAGCUUCGUGGAGGAAGAUUGUUACAACAAUUUGAUUACAAAUAAAGUUUUGAUCAAUUUAUUUGAUUCCUAUUUAAACCGAUUAGGAUAUAUCAACGAUGACAAAAAGGCAAUCAAUCUACCAGUUGGUUCUACUGAUAUGGGAAAUGUGUCACAUAAAAUCCCAUCUAUACAUCCAUUGUACAGAAUUCCAGCAACGGCUGUUAAUCAUACCAAAGAAUAUACAAAGUUUGCGGGAGCUGAAACAGCUCAAGAACCAACGCUACAAAUGGGAAAAGCCAUGGCUCUUACAGCAUUGCACGUAUUGCGAUCUCCAGAAGUUCUGGAAGAAAUUAAAAAAGAGUUUAUAUCUGAUUUAGAGGAAGAUAGCCGAGGUUAAAUUGAAGUAGCAUUCGAUUUUUUUUACUAUGAGUUGUUUUAAUUUGGCGAAAGAUUACUACCAUUUAUAAAAUUGUACAAAAUAUAACAGUGUUUUUACAUAAAUGGUGGGUGAGAUUUAAGCAGUCUUAAAUGAUUUCUAAAAGUUUCAACUUCAUGUUUUUAUACAUAAAAACUAAUUUUUUUGUAUAAAUAAACACUAAUAUAAUAGUUAUAAGAAACUUACAUUAUAAAACAUCAAAAUGUACAAUUAUAAGAAAUUUAUACACUUAUGCAAUAAAACAUCAAUGAGUAUAAUUAUUUAUAAACUGUAUAAAAUUGUUUUAAUGUAAAGGUUUAUAAAAUUUUAUUGUUAUAAAAUGUA